UCCUACGUGAUAUUGUUUCAAAAUGUCUUUUGCAUCUUGAGAGUGACCGACGUCAUCGAAUGCUUCUGUUGAAUCCUUACCAGCAUAUUCAAUGAGCACUUCCUCGCCACCUUAAAUGUUCAGUCACAAAUUUCGACACCGAAUAAACUUCGUCAUGAAUGACGAUAUACAAAUCUUCGCGAGUAUUAUGAGUUGCAACUUCUGCUAAUGUAAAUUCCUGCAUGUUGGCUCGAGCUUUUCAAACUU
Molecule: messenger RNA, 246 nt
Organism: Clunio marinus
Lineage: Eukaryota; Metazoa; Arthropoda; Insecta; Diptera; Chironomidae
Source: the annotation of a GenBank genome assembly